UCAUAAAUUUUCUAAUAAAACCUAACAAUGACGGAUACGGAGAAAAUUUUCGUUUGUUCCUCAUCUGGUUGCAGUAUGAGUUUUACCAAUGAGGAUCAGCUGACGGUGCACAAGAAGAAGCAUGAGAUGAUGUUGAACCUUGGAAGUGGUUCAAAGAGUGGUGGAUUUGUUACUGACCAAACACCCACACCGACGCGCUUUAUCAGAAACUGCGAAGAAGUUGGCCUCUUUCAGGACUUACAAAAUGUGAAUCCCUUUGAAGAAACAUUCAGAAGAGCUGUGGAAUCAGGGAACACUGGUACACUUACAGUACCAGAGGUUGGAAUUACAGAUGAUACUCUGCACACACCUCAUAUAUUCCCCCAUAUAGCUGAUGUAUUGUCUAACAGUAAUCAAAUAUUGUCCGAGAACACUGUGCAAGAAUGUGGAAGCAUCUCAAUUACAGAGAAAAGCACAGAGGAGAGAACUACCAUCGAUACCGAAGUCUGUACCAACGUGAAAUUGAGCGAAACUGACGAGCAAGAUUUAAUCAAAGGGAAAUUAACGGUAGAACGGAAUGUUACGUUGACGGAAAAUAUCAUCGAACAAGUAACACGCACACCGAUAUUACCGAAAAUUUUACAGGAACAACCUUCUCCCCAAUUAUCGUUCAACGGCGAGGAGGUGCAGCUACUGUUAAAAACGUCCGAUGGAAAACUAAUGCAAUUAUCAGCGAUUCCAGUUUACGAUUCUAUUAGCACAACCAACACACAAUCCUUAAGGCAACAAACAGUGGUAAUAAAAACGGAACCUCCUUUACAAUGUAAUACAAGGGUAGAGUUGAAAAAACCUACGGUCUCUACGCUAUCUCUGGCGAAAAUGGUACUUACUGUAUCCACUAUAUGUAUAUUAAAAAAAAAAAAACAAUUCUUUUUAUUCGCGUUCCUUUUUUUUCUAAACGAAUAUUUCACGAAUCCUUGUAGAAAUUGAAACAGUAAGAAAGAAAAUCGAAAUAAACCGAUGGAAGAUCAGUUGAAAAAGAAAGAAAUUCUCGAACGUAAUCGUGCUAGUUCUAUGAGAGCAAGAGCCAAAAGAAAAGCGUGGAUACAACAGCUCGAGAGGACUGUAGCUAACGUUAACGAGACUAACGUGGCUCUACAAAUGGAGGUAAAAGUUCUGCGAUCAGAAGUGGCCAAAUUAAAGACACUUUUACUAGCCCACAAGGAUUGUCCCGUGACGAAAGCGAUGCAGAAGGGCAAUGGUAUAGUACUUGGUCCGAAAAUAAUAUCGGUAAACUCGGACGGUAUAAACAAUGAAAUUUCAAUGACUCCUUCGAUGAAACGAACGACCACGUUCUGUUCGUCAGAGGUGCCAAUCAUGCCAAAGAAAAAACUAUCUUUAGCAUCUGCGAAAAACCCGGUGAUUUUCCCAAAAGUAGAUUGUAGUACAAAUCUAUCAAUUCCCAAUGCUACUUUAAUUAAAACGGUACCAACGCUCAAGAUCAUGGGGGUCGGUCAAUUAUUAACAGAGAAGGAGGAGACUAAGCAAAUUUUUAUCGUACAAAACCCAGCGAAAAAGGUGGAGAACUCUAGUAGGCAAAUUAUUCAAAUAAACCCUAAUUACGAAACUGAACAGAACGCGUCGAAACCUAACGAGACGUAA
Messenger RNA from Habropoda laboriosa, 1641 nucleotides. RefSeq names its product cyclic AMP-dependent transcription factor ATF-2 (gene Atf-2). Lineage: Eukaryota; Metazoa; Arthropoda; Insecta; Hymenoptera; Apidae. Gene Ontology annotation, molecular function: cAMP response element binding; DNA-binding transcription factor activity, RNA polymerase II-specific. Gene Ontology annotation, biological process: regulation of transcription by RNA polymerase II. The record is from RefSeq and is a predicted model, not a curated record.